This is a messenger RNA of Vairimorpha ceranae, 279 nucleotides long. Its product is annotated as class 2 transcription repressor nc2 subunit alpha. Gene Ontology annotation, molecular function: protein heterodimerization activity. Gene Ontology annotation, biological process: regulation of DNA-templated transcription. The coding region runs from base 1 to 279 and encodes 92 amino acids. The record is from RefSeq and is a predicted model, not a curated record. The transcript has a single exon. NCBI's taxonomy places the organism in Eukaryota, Fungi, Microsporidia, Nosematidae. Gene Ontology annotation, cellular component: nucleus.
AUGUCAGAUAAUUCUAAAAAAUUAAGAUCUCUUUUCCCUGCUGCUCGUCUAAAGAAAAUUAUGCAAUCAAAUGAAGAUGUAGGUAAAAUGGGCAUUAGUGUCCCUUUCAUUGCAGGAAAGGCAAUGGAACUAUUUUUAAAAGACCUAGUCACUUUAACUUAUGAAGAAUUAAAAAGCAAAAAAGGAAACAGAAUUACAGUAGAUCAUAUAAAAAAAGCAAUAGAAGAAAAUAGCAAAUAUAACUUUUUAAAUAAUCUAUUAAAAGAUAGAGAGACGUAA